Pocillopora verrucosa is the source of this 3519-nucleotide messenger RNA. The record is from RefSeq and is a predicted model, not a curated record. Lineage: Eukaryota; Metazoa; Cnidaria; Anthozoa; Scleractinia; Pocilloporidae.
CUUUGUUCCAAAAGACAAGCGACGAACUUUUUUUGCUCUUCGCCGAAGCGAAUCAUGGUGAAAUUUACAAGGUUCCUUUAGCAGUGGCGAACACACCUUGCUAUCUGCUUCAAAUCAACAUAAAUAUCUCCAGGCCCGUGGCUGUUGACUACGACCCAGUUGAGGGUAAAAUCUAUUGGACAGAUGUGACCCUGAAACUGUUGGCAAGAGCAUUUCCAAACGGAUCGUCAGUUGAGAUCAUAGCGCACACUGACGUGGUAACGCCAGAUGGCCUUGCAGUAGACUACAUUGGAAGGAUUCUCUACUGGACUGAUACUGGAACUAGCAAACUUGAGGUAGCACGACUAGACGGAUCAUUUCGGAAAAGCCUCAUCACAACAGGGAUUGAAAAUCCAAGAGCUAUAAUUCUAGAUAUACCUGAGAGACAAAUGUACCGGAGUGAUUGGGGAUCAUCACCAAAGAUUGAGCAAGCUAACAUGGAUGGGUCUGCCAGGACAGUUAUUGUAAGCUCUGGACUUGUCUGGGUCAAUGCACUUGCUCUAGAUUCGCAGAAUAAGCUGCUGUAUUGGUGCGAUGCAAAACUCGAUAAGAUAGAAAGGGCAAACCUUCAAGGAAAUAACCGAGAACUACUUCUAGAUUUGUCUUCUUACAACCAUCAUCCCUUUGGACUUUCCCUUUCUGGUGACACUCUCUACUGGUCGGACUGGAACAGUCAGAGUAUUCAUAAGUACAAUUUGACAUCUUCUCAAAGUGACGUGUUGGUCUAUGGAAUGGGAAGGCCGAUGGAAGUGCAUGUUUAUGAUCAGACAAAAACAAUCACAGGAUCAACAAGCUGCUCUCAACUAAAUGGAGGCUGUAGUCAUCUUUGUCUUCCAAAUCCGAGUGGGCAUCAAUGUUUUUGUCCAGAGGGAGUUCAGCUGAAGCCUGGUAAUGCCUUCAUUUGUGAAGGAGAGAGGCGUUGUCAACAGCUGUAUGCCCCGCCACAUGGAAGUCUAGAGCCCUGCUCUAAUUUGCCGGGACAAACCUGUGAGUUUUCCUGCAACAAAGGGUACAUUUUGACGGGAUCAACAACAAGAACAUGUAACAGUAAUGGAACUUGGACAGGAACUCCAGCUCAGUGUAACGACACAACUCCUCCUUCUUUUAAUAAUACUUGUCCAGAGAACAUAGUGGUCUAUACUCCUGAAUGCUCAUCCAGUGCUUUGGUUGGAUGGAAUGAACCAACUGCUGAUGAUAAUUCCGGCCAUGUGAUUGUUAACCACCCUUCCAUUCGACCGUUAGCUCAAUUGAGCAUUGGAUUCUAUUUUAUAAUGUAUUCAGCUUCAGACGCCGACGGAAACAGAGCUAACUGCACUUUCAUGGUGCAAGUUGCAAGAAAAUCCUGCAUUACGCUGCAACCACCAUCACAUGGAAGUUUGAACCUUUCUUGUGGCUUUUCAUUUGGUUCCCAAGCUAAUUUUACUUGUGACAGGGGGUAUCAGUUAAUCGGGUCUCGAGAGCGUUUUUGCAAAGAAGACGGCUCUUGGUCAGGAAACACCACUACAUGUAAUGUUGUGAGGUGCCAAGCCAUUGAGCCUCCAUCUCAUGGAGCUGUUUCUCCAAAUUCGUGCAGAUCAGCUUCUGGUGUUUAUUAUAAGACACAGUGCUUUUUAUCGUGCAACGCUAAUACCCCUGGUUACGUACUGGAAGGCGAAAGUAGCGUCUCCUGCCUGGAAAGUGGAUCGUGGAGUGCAGAUACAACAAAGACGAUUUGCAAGGACGUCCAACCUCCUAGCAUUCAAUGCCCACCUAACCAAGAACUAUCCACAGAAACUGGUCAAUCGUACGCAAUAGUGACGUGGGAGGUACCAAUCCCUUCCGACAACUCCAACAUGUCACUAAGUCUGAAAGGUUUGCGCCCACCUCAGCAGUUCUAUGUUGGUAGACAUUAUGUUAGAUAUGAAGUCACAGACACCGCUGAGUUGUCAACAAGCUGUACAUUUUCUAUUAACGUUAAAGAUGUAGAACCUCCGGUCAUUGUUUCUUGCCCCGACGAUAUCUUCCUUUCGUCUGGAAAGAGGGAUAAUACGAUCUUUUUUCCUGGAGUCACAGCAACGGAUAAUGUGGGAGUGUUCUCCAUUUCACUUAGCAGACCGAAUGGAAGCGAAUUCACUUGGGGCGAGCACAAUGUAACCUGUAUUGUAACAGAUAAAGCAGGAAAUGUUGCCGAAUGCAAUUUCAAAGUUAUUAUUACCGAUAAAUCAUGCCCUGAUCUACCACCACCUGAGAACGGCGCUAAGGCUUGUGAGAUGUGGCUGACCGGGGUGUUCUGUACCGUGCAUUGCAAUGAAGGUUACGGGUUCGUUGAACAACCGGAAGAUGUGUAUUUCUGUACUCCGGGAGGAACAUGGAUGAACGCAUUUGUAAAUGGCCAAAAAGCACCUGCUUUUCCAGACUGCUCAAAGACGUAUAUGCCGAAAGAGGCCAUAGUGAAUGGAGACCUCCAUUACCUAGUUGAUGCGUGUGGCGACGAAGCAGUGAGCGAAGUUAUCGCCAGCAACUUCAUACAGCUGUUACAGAACUCAGUUUUUGGUAGCGCUGGAGCCUGUAAUAGUCAGUGCACAAUCGAUAAUGUCGAGGUAGAAUGUGGAGAAACAGGGACACGCAAGAGAAGAACGCCCAGUGUUCCUCUUACGAUGCGUUUUGCUUUAAAAGUUCCUCUACCAGUCAACGCUUCCUUGGUUGACCUGAAUGAAACCGCAGAACUACUAUCCAAUGACUUAUUAUCAACAUUAAACGAAACUGACCUGAAUCUGAACAUCAGUGGAAUUGUUAUAAAGUAUGACACUUCGAGAGCACCACAGCUUCGCCUUGUGAGUCUCGUUUGUGGCAAAGGACAAGUUCAAAGAGGGACGCAUUGCGUUAACUGUCCACUUGGCUUUUAUUUUACCGAAAACGAUUGUCGAGCAUGCCCAGAAGACCAAUACCAGGACCAAGAAGCGCAGAGCUCUUGUAUAUUGUGUCCAUCUGGGACGGUAACCUUUGGAAAAACAGGAUCAAAAUGGCGAAAAAGUUGCCAAGAAAUUCCAAGUAUGUCCAGUAAUGAAGAACAAAGCGGCUUAAAGCCAGUAACUCUUUAUUCAAGUAUUGCAGCAGGAUCUGUACUGUUUAUUAUUUCCCUGAUUAUCAUCGCCAUCUUCUGCGGAAAGAAACAUCGUCGUGGCGUGCGCAGGACAGCCGCUAACCGGGGUAUAGACAUGGGGCAUCGCAAUCCCGUAUACGAAUUUGCCGGAGAUGACCCUCAAGUCGAUGAUCCUGUCUAUAUGGAGAUCGAUGUUUCUAAACUACGUACCAGCAAUGAUUUGCCGUUAGACAACAAUACGGACUACUUCGCUCUAAAAGACGUACAUCAAAACGAUUACGAAAGACUUGAAUUCACUUACUCCGAGGCAUGAAAGAUCCGGAUAAGAAUAGUGUUCUAGAACAUAUCGCCUUAAUAAGAGAUGCUAUUUUUAGAGACACUAAUUGGUGUCAUUUGAG